AUGUUGGAAUUGAAGGAUCUCAACCCCUGUCCUGCUAGCAAGAGUACAUGGUUGCAGAGCCAACAUAGUCGGACAUUUAUUGGUUGGUUUAAGAAAGAGGUUGGAAAACGUUUGGCUAAUGGGGAUGAUACUUGUGAUGAUGUUCGUCGGUUGGCCAAAGGGCCUAAUUUUGCUAUUAUUACCUUUGAUAGGCUUCGUCAGAUGUCUGAACCAUUCGUAUUAGCUAGUCAAGUCAAACAAGUUUUUUAUAUUGAAGAUCAAGAAGAUGAGAAUUUGAAUGUUGUUGGAUUCACACCACAUAGAAUGUACAAGUAUGGAUCAAAAUGUGAAACUGAUGAUAUGUUGGAAUUUGAUGCUACUUUUGAUUUAAUACAACACACCGCUUUAUUAGACCUUGAUGAUGAUUUUUUGGAAAAGUUUGUAGUAGACCGAAAGAGCUGGAAGCAAACUCUCCAAUCGAUCGGGAAGAAGUGGAGAAACUUCAAACAUUAUCUAUAUGCCAAGUUCAUUAAGAACCGAAGUAAAGAUCCAAAGGAUAAUCUAUUCAAACCUCCGUUUAUAACAAAAGAAGACUGGAAAGUUUUUGUAUCCUAUAGAGGUGUACUUAAUGUUUCUGAAGCCACAAGUUGCCAAGUAGGGGGUGUCAUUGAAGAUGUUGGAAAAGAACCAUGGGAUGAAUCACUUGAUAAUUUUUGUCUUCUUGCGGUUAAAUUUGCAUCAAAUGUAGACGCUAAAGGAACCAUAAUGAAGUAUAGUGCAUCUGAUGAAAACAUUGAAGUUAUGAUGGAAACAAAUUUACAACGAGAAGCUUUAAUACCCAUUCUACUUGAACAGGUGUUCAUUGUGAAGGUCAAAGAUGCACUAGGACACAUACUAAGUUGGCAAAGACACUUAGUUAUUCGAUGCUCUGACCUCGGAAAAGUGUUGGGGAAACCUAUAAAAAAACAUGCAACACCAGUGAAGAAAGAUGCAACAUCAGUAAAGGAAGGUGCAACACAUUUCAUAGAAGAAAUAGAAAGUAAUAAGAAAGAAAAGGGGAUAGGAAAAAUGGUCUAUGAACAAAAAGAACCAUGUGAUGUGGAAGAAGGGAAUAGAAUUGAAAUGAAGAUUAAAAAGAAGGAGAAACAAAAUGUGACCUUGCAAAGAAGGUGGACCAGAGCACAAAUGAAGACAAGGAUAAGGAUUGAGAAGAGUAGUAUUUUGAAAAUGACUGCAAUGAUGGCUGAUGGACAUGUUACAAUGGUUGAUUCUAUAAAUGUGCAGAGUGAGAACGAUCUUUUUGGGUAUGAUAGUUACACAUACUUAACUUGGAAUGAUUUUGAAGCGGUUCUUACAAUGGAUGAACUUACUGGUGCUAUCAUUGUGUCUUAUAUGAUUGUGUUGUUUAACAAAAUGAAGUAUAGCCUCCCUGAAAGAGAUCACGGAAUUCGCUUUGUGAACCCAACAUUAAUCUUUCUAAGUAUGCGUAAAGGGAAAUCAAAGAAUAUUGACGAUGCAAGCAGAGGUUUAGCAGAUCGAUUGUCUAGUAGAAAGGGUAAUGACAUCAUCUUUAUGCCCUACAAUCUCGGAAGACAUUGGUUAUUGGGUGUACUAGACAUGAAAUCAGAUGAUUGCUAUUAUCUUGAUUUUUUUAGUUCUAGCAAUUUCAAUAUGCAGUUGAAGCAAAUUGUUGAUUCGGAAAUGGUUAUGUACGCUACACAAAUUGGAUCCAACAAAAGGGUUAAGCUAAAUUGGGUCAAUGUUACGUGUCCAGUUCAGCCUGGAGCUACUGAAUGUGGCUACUACAUGCUAAGGUUCAUGAAGGAGAUAAUGGAAGAAGGAAUUGAAGUGUUGGUCAAAGAUAAUAUCGGGGAUGGCAACGUUGAAUACACAACUGAUGAUAUCGAUGAGAUACGUGAAGAAUGGUCAGAGUUUAUUAUGGGCUUCAUUUAUCGAUAA
Messenger RNA from Lactuca saligna, 1938 nucleotides. NCBI's taxonomy places the organism in Eukaryota, Viridiplantae, Streptophyta, Magnoliopsida, Asterales, Asteraceae. The record is from the annotation of a GenBank genome assembly.